AAAUAGUUGGUAAUAAUAAUUGAAAUUUAUACCCUUUGUACCUUUUUACUAAUGGUUUAAUAAUGUAACGAAUGGUGUGAAAUAAUUGAUCAGAGUCACCGAAACGGCGAUGGCGCCGAAGAUGUUAACCUCUAAACGACGGAAAGAAGUAGAAAAUCAUGGAGGAGGCACUGAUCGGAUGAGUAGUUUACCGGACUCUGUACUGUGCAACAUCCUAUCGUUUCUCCCAACGAGAACAUCUGUGGCUACCAUGAGUCUCGUGUCUCGCAGGUGGCGUCACCUAUGGCAGCAUCUGCAGGUUUUCUACUUCGAUGACGAAUUAGUCCAAGGGUCAAAAAGGAUUGACAAAUUUACAUUUUUCGUGAAUGCUGCGCUCGCCUACCGCAAAUCCCGCAACAUUCGAAAGUUUCAGCUCAAUUGCUACAUCUCUAGAUCUCAACGUGUUUGUCAGUUUCGUCGUGACUGCGCCAAUAUGUGGAUCGGUGCUGCCAUUAACCCCACCCUUGAAGAACUGUCUCUCUCCAUUACCGACGACAUUUGGGGUUCGAAGGUGCUCUCCCCCGUGCUUCUCCCUCCUUCGCUUUUGAAUUGCACCAAUCUUGUUUCCCUCAGUCUUGUAGGUGACAUCGGAAUGAAUGUUCAAGGUUUUGAGCUUCAUUUUCCAUCACUUAAGUGGCUCAAACUCGAUGCAGAUAUUGUCGAUUCCGAAAUUGUCUUGCUCUCUGCCUGCCCCAUCCUUGAAACUUUGCAGCAUAAGGACUUUCUGCCUGGAACUUGGGCCAGAGAUCAUGUGUCACCUUCCUCCCAGAGGUUGAAUUCCGCCGAUGGGAGUUUCUCUUGGACUUUUCUUGAAGUAGAUUAUUUCCGCAAUGGUGCCAGCAAAUAUACACCUGGCGUCACCGGCAAUGGGUACUUUCAUCGUGCCAACAAAACAACAUUGGGCAUCAUUGGCAACUUGCAGAGUAUGGUGGACGCAUGCAUUGACUUCUUUCCCUUACAAAUAAGUCAAUCUGUCGACCCUAUUCUCAAACGCAUCCAAACCUCCUUCAAUGAGUUAGAUAUACAAUUGCAUCAUUCGAUAUCAAAGUGCUCACUUCGCCCUCAGGUUCUAAAUCAUCCAGAAUUUCGCAAUCUACUUCAUCUAAAGUUCAUGCUUCCAUGUUUCAACACAAAUCUUCUAGUCGACGUGCUUGAGAAGUGUCAUAUGAUUCAAGUUUUCAUAAUCCAGAGCAACAAGGAGGAACAACCACCUUUAAGGACAUGGGACCCAAAGUCAACAACAGUUCCUAAGUGUCUCAAGUUCCACCUGACUUAUAUUCACAUAGAAGGAUAUCAAGGAUUUGAAGAUGAGUUGACAUUUGCUGAAUAUAUUUUGCGGAACGGAUAUGCUUUGGAGACAAUGCUUAUUUUUGUUGAUGCUUCAAUGGAACAAUCAAAUAAGUACUGUUCUCUGAAAAGAUUAACUGAAGUACCAAGGAGAUCCAGCAGGUGCCGACUUAAAUUUGACCCAGCUGUAUCUUCUUAAGUGCGGAUUUGGAGUGCCAUGAUUUCGGAUGCUGGCAAAAUCAUGUUUGGUCAAAUGCUUGGGGCUUCAUUAGAAAGAUGACACUGAUAUGAUAUCAAAACAUAUAAAUAUGUAUUUUGCAUUUCAGUUAGUAAGGUUUUUUGGUUGGCUAAUAUCAAAACAUGGUAUGUAAAAGGUCAUACCAAUUUUGUUGAAAAUCAUUGGAGAAUGUCACUCAUCAUCUUUAAAUAUGGGAUUUUGUUGGAGUCACUUGUUUAGAGUGGCUAUUCAUUUGUGGCUAA
Messenger RNA from Lathyrus oleraceus (garden pea), 1806 nucleotides. Its product is annotated as F-box/FBD/LRR-repeat protein At4g26340. Bases 110 to 1525 code for a protein of 471 amino acids. Gene Ontology annotation, molecular function: protein binding. The record is from RefSeq and is a predicted model, not a curated record. The transcript is spliced from 5 exons. NCBI's taxonomy places the organism in Eukaryota, Viridiplantae, Streptophyta, Magnoliopsida, Fabales, Fabaceae.